Molecule: messenger RNA, 294 nt
Organism: Staurois parvus
Lineage: Eukaryota; Metazoa; Chordata; Amphibia; Anura; Ranidae
Source: the annotation of a GenBank genome assembly
GGGCACAGGUGGGUAGCACUGCUGGGCACAGGUGGGUGGCACUGCUGGGCACUGGUGGGUGGCACAGGUGGGUGGCACUGCUGGGCGCAGGUGGGUGGAACUGGUGGGUGGCACUGCUGGGCACAGGUGGGCAGAGCUGGUGGGUGGCACUGCUGGGCACUGGUCAUCAGGGCACUGGUCAUCAGGGCACUGAUGAUCGGUGCCGAUCCCUGCUCUGACAACUGCCGGUUCUCGGCAGUACUUUACUCACGCUUUGACAGCGAGAGGAAAGUGCAGCUGAGAACCGGCAAUUGC